Molecule: messenger RNA, 4239 nt
Organism: Helobdella robusta
Lineage: Eukaryota; Metazoa; Annelida; Clitellata; Rhynchobdellida; Glossiphoniidae
Exons: 6
Coding region: 1-3684 (1227 amino acids)
Biological process (GO): regulation of DNA-templated transcription
Molecular function (GO): RNA polymerase II cis-regulatory region sequence-specific DNA binding; DNA-binding transcription factor activity, RNA polymerase II-specific
Source: RefSeq, a predicted model, not a curated record
AUGAUGAAGACACCGAGUUCUCUUCUAUCAUCAUCAUUUUUAUGUGACAAACUCAUCUCCAACAACAACAACAACAGCAGCAACAGCCACAACAACAACAACAACAGCCACAACAUCAUCAACAUCAACAACAAUAACAACAACAACGACAACAACACCAUCAGCUGUAGUAGUGACAUGAUGUUAGAACAUGGAGCGAGUAGAACUAAAACAGCAAAUUCGACGAACCCUGCCACUACUACAACUGCUACCACUACUACAUUUGCGGCUACUACCAUCGCCGCUACUACAACCACUAUUACAACUACUACUACAACUACAAACAAUAACAACAACAAUAAUGAUAUUGGUUAUAAUAAUCAGAGUAACAACAACAGUAACAACAACAAUAAGAGGAACUGUAGAAGAAGCAAGCGAGAAGCAGCGAAACAACUACACCAAGAAGAGUUAAACGCCAAAAAAAUAAAAAAUCACGACGAUGACGUCAUUAUGAACAACAACAACAACCACUACAACAACAACAAAAACAACAAUAAUAAUGAGAUCAACAAUAAUAAUAACAAUAAUAUUAUUAUUAAUAAUAUUAAUAAUAAUAAUACCUAUCUAAAUAUCAAGAAUUGCAGUGAAAAUAAUGUAAAUUGCAUCACGAACAAUUGUUGUGACAACAACAACGACAAAAACAUUAAUAAUAAUUGUUAUAACAACAACAACAACAACAUCAACAACAAUAAUAAUAAUGCUGAUAAUUCUUUCAUGUUACUGUCGGAAUUCGCCGCGUUAGUAACAAACGAACAACAACAACAACAACAUCAACUACAACAACAUCAACAACAACUGCAACAACAAAACGUAACAACAACAACGUUCACAAACGAACUCAGCUACGUUAAUACUACUUCUGGCGCUGACGACAACAUCAACAACAACAUCAACAACGGCAGCAAAAGCAGCAGCAGCAGCAACAACAACAACAUUAAUAACAACAUUAACAAUAACAACAACCACAACAACAACAACGACUACCCGGACUUCGGUUACGUCAACUUUGUCAAUGAUGAGGAUGGCGAGAGUCAUUUCUGCUUCGAGUGUAAUAGAACUUUUAAAAGGGCCAUCUACCUUCGAAGACACGUGACCAGAGAACACUGGACGACGGCGAAACUCUUCAAAUGCGAUAUCUGUGCUUACGAGACCAAACAUCAGAGUAACCUACUCGUACAUAGACGGACGCAUACUGGGGAACGACCGUAUUUCUGUGGAGAAUGUGGCCACAGAUAUACCCAAGGCCACCUGCUAAAAGCCCACAUUCGCAGUCGUCAUCUGUCGAACAUGAAUUUAUAUCGCAUGGAUAAACGCGUAGCGCCAUUGAAUAACGCAUUUCUCUACACUGACGCCACUGCCGCUACUACAUUCACCACUACCACAGCUGCUAGUAAUGCCACUACUUCUACUACUACUUUCGUUAACAAUGGUAAUGUUGCUAAUAACGGUAAAAAUGACCAUAACUUUGGCGUCGUCAAUAAUAAUAGUAAUAGUAGUAACGGUAGUAGUUGUAGUAGUGGCAGCGGUGGUAGCAAUAAGUACUUCGGUGGCGGAGUAAUUGUUAGCAACAUCAACAACAUCAACAACAACAACAUCAAUAACAGCAACAUCAACAACAACAACAACAACAAACAUCUCUAUAGCGCCAGUAUCAACAAUAUGAUAAAUAACAUGAAUAUUAACAACAAAAACAACAACAGCAACAACAAUAGCAACAACAUCAACAGCGAAACUUGCAACUCAACAAAUACAAUAACAUCAAUAACAAAAAGACAACUUAUGGAUGACGUCAUAAGGCUGGAUAGCUCACCGGAAUGUUACCAACAACACGAUUAUUACGUCAUUAAUAACAGCAACAACGACAACAACGUCAACAACAUCAACAACAACGUCAUCAACAAACGUUCAAAUGAUUCGGUCGCGAGCGAUACUUACGAUGACGAUGACAUUCUAAUUGAUGUUGAUAUUGAAGAUGACAACGACGAUGAUGACUAUGACGUAAGCACCAACAACAUCAACAACAACAACAACAACAUCAUCAGCAACAUCAACAACAACAACAACAACAUCAUCAGCAACAUCAACAACAACAACAAUGAUAGCGUUCCUUUGGACUUAACAAUGAAAGAUUAUCACCAUUCUCUCACGAGAAAACAACCUCAGAAACAACUACAUCGGCAACAACAACAACAACAACAACUUCAACAACAACAACAUUUUCUGUAUGAGCAACAACAACCUACCGACCUAUCAUUAAAAUCGAGAAUAAAUCUCAUGCAAAACACCAACAACAUCAAUAAUUACAACAGCAACAACAACAACAUCAACAACUAUAACAUCAACAACAUUAACAACAACACACACAACAAUAACAACUCUAGUUUACAUAAAAAAGAACCAAAAAGCAUGAAAACCCCUAAUAGCAAAAAUGCUUUUCCCAAUUUCCCCAACAGUCCCAACAUUAACUCCAACAUCUCAGAUGCCACAACUAAAGCAAAUAAAUCAGUAAUAAUGAUGAAUAGACCAUUACAAAUCACAAAUACAAUACACAUUACUAAAGUUACAAAUACAAAUUAUAAUAAUACUAAUAUUAUUAUUAAUACAACUACUACAACCACUGCUGCUGCUAUUACUUCUACUACAACUACUGCAGCUUCUACUACAACUACUUCAACUACUGCUGCUGCUACUACUUCUACUACAACUACUACAACUAAUGCUGUUGCUGCUACUAUUUCUACCACAACUACUACCGCCAACAAUUUAUUUACUAACAUUACUCCUAAUGAGCUUAUGAUUAAUAACCAUACUAUUACUAAUGCCAUUAAUGGUAAUUAUGAUAAUGAUAAUUGCAAUAAUAAUAAUUAUUAUUAUAAUUAUAAUUAUAAUGAUAAUAACCUUGUCAAUGCCUCUUCAGCUAUCAUGGGCGUUGGUGUCGAUAGUAAAAAUACUACUACUACUGCUGUCGCUACUACUACUACUACUGCUGUCGCUACUACUACUACUACUACUACUGCUACUAAUACUACUACUACUAAUAACAAUAAUAAUAAUAAUAACGAAACGGUGAUUUCGUCAGGGUAUCAUGUAUCGGAAGAAGGCAAUUAUUUAAUUUUCGAUCCCAACAAAACUAUAUAUGGCGUCAACAACAACAACAACGACAACAACAUCAACAACAACAAUAAUAAUAAUAACAAUAAUAUCUUACCCAACAUUACCGAUAAUUACAUCAACAAUGAGCCAAAAUCUACCGACACCAAUGAUGAUACCAAUAAUAAUAACAAUAAUAACAACAACAACAAUAAUAAUAAUAACCAUUAUAAUUAUUUUAAUUAUAAUAAUUUUUCCAGCUACAAUAAGAUCGUCAACAACAACAGCAACAACAACAACAACAACGAAUGUAAUGACGGUAACAUUUACAGUGUAAAUGACAACAAGAACAAUCAACAACAAAAUAACCAAUUAUGCGGCGCUUCUUGUCCUGCUAAAAAUAAAUUAGAAAACUUACGUAAGAACGUCUGUAAGGUUUUGAAGGUUUUCAUGCCCUACCUGUCGAUAGUGGAGAUGGAAGAUUGUAGGACCGACACACUGGAUAAUUUCCUCAGUGAAGUUAUCCACAGCAAACUGGAAGGAUGGGAUGAAUGAAUGAAUGAAUGAAUGAAUGAAUGAAUGAACGAAUGAAUGAUUAAAUAUAUAAAUGAAUGAAUGAGUGAGCGAAUGAAUGAAUGGCGGAUGGAUAGAAGACUGUUAAACUGACACAUAGGACAAUGUUUCCAACGAAUUUUUCCAGAGUUAACUCAAACGAUGGAAUGAAUGAAUGGAUGAAUGAAUGGAUGAAUGAAUGAAUAAAUGAAUGAACGAAGGAAUAAAUUAAUUAAUGAUGGAUAGUUAGAUUGAUUUAAAACUCCACUAAUGUACGUAUAAUUUUUUUUCCAUUAGUUAUCAUACAUUGUAAAUAUAUUGCUUUCUUACAAAGUUGUGAUUGUAUAUAAUUAAUCAAUAAUCAAUUAUUCAGUUUUAAAUAAUAAUAAUAAUAGAAAUAAUAAUUAAUAAUAAUGUUAUUAUUUAUUGUUAUUAUUGUUAUGAGAACCGUGGUUUAGUCAAUUAUAUCACUUUCAUUUUAAUUUGAAUAAAGCGCUAGAAAAUGAUGAUGACGUUAUCAAUAAAUGAAUUAAUUGUAAUAGAAAUAAUAACAACCAA